Molecule: messenger RNA, 873 nt
Organism: Rotaria socialis
Lineage: Eukaryota; Metazoa; Rotifera; Eurotatoria; Philodinida; Philodinidae
Source: the annotation of a GenBank genome assembly
AUGGGUAGCACGAUAUCUAUCAUCAUCGCUAUGUUAGUUUUAGCCAAAAAUCGCUCAUCGGCAUAUGAUGUAUUCAUUUCAACAUAUAAUGGCACUGGGUUUAGCUUCGCAUAUGUCUGCUUGAUUGGAAUACUACCUACAUUAUUUAGCUUUAGCGGCUUCGAAGCAGCCGGACAUUUGACAGAAGAAACACAUGAAGCAGAUAUAAAAGCUCCAAAAGCAAUAGCUGGCACAUGUAUCAGCGCUGCAUGUGUCGGUUGCGCAUAUUUGUUAUCAUUGCUGUUCGCUGCAGGUAGUCCUGACUAUGUCACUGAAAAUUCAUUGAAUCCUAGCGCUACGGUACAAAUUUUUCAAACAAGCACACCAAAUCCUGUUGCUCUUUUAUUCACAAUUCUAUUAUUAAUAUGUUUAUAUUUUGCUGGAGUAUCAUCAACGACGGUUUCAUCAAGAACAUGUUAUGCUUUAGGCAGGGACUCAUUGUUUCCCUAUAAGAAAUACUUGUGUAUUGUUCAUAAAGGAACACACACACCAUUGCUAUUGUCAACGACAGCUUUUGCCGCUAUUGUAUCAAUAUCAACCAUCGGUUUUCAAGUUUCCUACGCAAUACCGAUCUUCUUUCGUAUAACAUCAUCGAGAAAAACAUUUAAGAAGGGUCGAUUCAAUUUAGGCAAAUUCGGCUACCCGGUAACAGCUGCAAAUAUGAACUGGUCUAUUGUGGUGUGUACAGGAAUAUCUAUCUUUGGUGCUCUAUAUUGGAUAUUUUCCCUUCGCACAUGGUAUACUGGUCCACCUAGGAUGGCUGAUAAUAGCGUUGUAACGAUUUCACCCGGUCUUGUUAUUACUCAAUUUCGAUUCGUGAAUUUUCGACUUUGA